Molecule: messenger RNA, 1019 nt
Organism: Rhipicephalus microplus (southern cattle tick)
Lineage: Eukaryota; Metazoa; Arthropoda; Arachnida; Ixodida; Ixodidae
Product: chymotrypsinogen A
Biological process (GO): proteolysis
Molecular function (GO): serine-type endopeptidase activity
Source: RefSeq, a predicted model, not a curated record
AUGUGGGUAAGGCCCCUAUCCCAAGACUCCACCUGCUUUAGCGGCCCGCUGCGCCUGGUCGAAGAGCGCUACUUGCACCCCCAGAUCCUCGCUGGCAUGAACGGUAAAAACUGUGGUCAGACACCCAUUGAACCUCUUCUGAACGAACAUGAUCGCAUCAUUGGUGGAAGUGAGGCAAUUCCAGGAAGCUGGCCCUGGCACGUUGGAAUUUUCACGAAAGAAGUCUUCUCCAAGCAUAUAUGUUCUGGUGCGCUGAUCUCAGACACACACGUUGUCACGGCCGCUCAUUGUCUCAUGAGAAAAACAUCCAAAAUGUUACUUGUUGUUUUGGGUGCCCAUGAUCAAAAUUACAAUGAAGCUGAUACAAGGACUGUGGAAGUGGCAGAAGUGUGCUUUCAUAAAAGUUACAAAGCACCUCAUGAGAAUGAUAUUGCCAUUCUCACAUUGAAAGAAAAGGUUGAAUUCACAGAUUCAAUUGGUCAAGUGUGCCUGCCGGAUUCAAAACGCCAACUCCCGGAAAACACGGAUAUGUACGUGACAGGUUGGGGACGGUAUAAAGUGGACAGCCCUGAGCUAUCACCUAGGCUCAAACAGCUGCGCUCAAGGACCAUAUCGCACAAGAGAUGCUUUGACGAUUACGGCACAGGGUUGCCAGACAGCGUGUUGUGUACUAGUCAUGAUUUUGGUUCUUCGUGCAAGGGUGACAGUGGAGGCCCUCUCGUGUGGAAUUCAGGAAGUGCAUGGUUUCUAGAAGGCGUGGUUUCCGGUGGACCUGCGAAGUGUGCCAACCCUGACGACCCAUUGCUGUUUACGAAUCUGCCUCCUAAAGUGGACACAUUUAUCUUGCCUUACAUUGAGGCUAGUAACUACACUGAAAAAUCUAAAAUCUGUAAGAUUGUUUAGAACUUCCUAAUAAACUCAAAUAACUACCCCUGAAAUAUAUUUUCAAGCACCAUUUUGCUUAUAUUUCUUAUUGUUGGAGAUUGGCAGUAUUCAAAUAAAAGUAUCUAGAGUUGGGA